Molecule: messenger RNA, 3969 nt
Organism: Camponotus floridanus (Florida carpenter ant)
Lineage: Eukaryota; Metazoa; Arthropoda; Insecta; Hymenoptera; Formicidae
Product: platelet glycoprotein V
Exons: 2
Coding region: 1131-3056 (641 amino acids)
Molecular function (GO): protein binding
Source: RefSeq, a predicted model, not a curated record
UUUAUAUCCUCGCAAUAUUAUGCCGUCCGAUAGCGGCAAACAUUCCCAGCCAAAUACUCGUCGUAAGAGAGAGGUAAUUACGAUUCCUAUUACGCUAAAGCCGAUACCGGCGACCCUCUCCAUUCGGCCUUCUCCAUUCCUCGCUACCCCCGCGAUCGCCCGCGUAAUCCGCGAAAUAAUCCUCGGAGAGACCCGCCCGGUCCGAUGCAAUUUCGCGCGAAUAUGAAUAAGAAUCACGACUCACGCGUGACUCGAGGCUUUCUCCAUGCGGCGAAGUUAGGGCGCUGCCGGGCGGAGCAGGCAGGUAGGGUUGGCGUCGAGAAGAACCAUGGUGGAGGUUUAGGGUGGUGGAAAUGGUGGCGAUGGUGGUGGUGAGUGACCGACUGCGCAGACCCCAAAGUCUCGCAGCCGCGAGUACGUAGUCAAACUCCGGCUCAGUAAGGACUGUGGUCCCCGUUUGCAGUGCAGUUCGAAAUCUCCGGGAGCGAUCCGCGGUUCUUUCGUUUUUCCUCUCUUUCUCUUUCUCUCUCUCUCUCUUUCUCCUAUCUUCUCUUUCUUUCUCCACCCCUUCCUCUCUUUUCUCCCUUUCUUUACAAGCUUCCUCCCGUCUUUCUCUCUCUCUGACUUCUCUCCUCGCCUCUCAUCAUCUAUCUUCUAUCGUCCCUACUCUCAUAAGCAUUCUCUUUGCUCGCAAAAGCCGCUUCCUCAACUGUUUCACUCGCGGUUUGUCCGUCAACACGCACUCGGCGCGCGAUCAACACGCGCGACAAGCGAUUCGGGAUUGAUGGAUACGAGCGAAAUAUAUUGGACAAGCCCCGGCAAUUCAAGGUGUCUUCAUGGCGAGUCACGUGUAUCGGCGAUCCGGUGAUUCGAGAGAAUCUCAUUAAUUCGGCUCGGGCCGAGUGCGCUAUGGGACGUGCGUGUUCCGCCUGAUCGUAUCGGCGGGUAUCUAUCACUGGACAAGUUCAUCGGUGGAACCCCAGACCGCGGGGGUCUCACGGGGUGAAUCUGACGAGUGCGUGGCAAAAAUUCGCUCGGGUGUAUCGGGUCGAUGUGCACAAGUCCGAGGAAACUCACUGACACUUUGCGUCGCUCGGUGGUAGUUCCAGUCCGGAAGAAGCUCAUAUGGAAUGGCAUCACGUGGACCGUCGUCGCCGUCGACGCUGCCGAUCGCGAUAGCGAUGGUCGCCGUGAUGACAACUGUGGCUAGUGGCAUCUGUCCGGCGCGAUGUCGGUGCGACGACGAAAGUCUACGCACCUCUUGCGCGUACGCCGAUCUCGAGGUCGUGCCGAUCCAAUUGAACCCGGAGAUUCAUCACUUGGAUCUCUCCAAGAAUCGCGUUACCAGCGUGCAUCUCAGCUUCGGUUUCUACGGGAAUCUCGAGAGCCUCGAUCUCAGCUCGAAUCUCAUCCACACAUUGGGCCAGGAGAAUUUCGGUCUGCAACAAAACUUGCUUGCGCUAAACGUCAGCAACAACGCGAUUCACACGCUAGCGAAGAACGCUCUGCGAGGACUUACAUCCCUGAAGGAAUUAAAUUUGGCCGGCAACAACAUCUCGCACAUGGAUGAGCAGGCGUUCAAGUACACCAGCGAGCUGGAAGUGUUGAAUCUGAGCGACAAUUCGAUUACGAGUCUGCCUGACGACCUGCUGACGAAUCUGCAUAAGAUACGAACAUUGAUCCUAAGCGAAAAUUCGCUAUUGGAAAUACCGACGAAUAAUCUGGUGCUAGCGCCAAGUUUGGAACGAAUAGAUAUGUCGUACAAUUUAAUAUUGGAACUCGAUCGAGACUCCUUGCCGUCAUUAUCAUCGCUGAUCUCUCUAAAUUUAUCGAACAACGUUAUUCGAGGCAUCGCCGACGUCGCCUUCGAUCGUCUGCCGGAUCUCUUGUAUCUAGAUUUAUCCGGGAACAAUCUAACGUCUGUGCCUACGGCCGCCUUGGCCAGACUGAGCGUUCUGACGAGCCUCGUUUUAAGCACGAAUCCUCUCGGGUCUUUAGAGGCCGUGGCCUUUCGCAAUCUCUUCGAGUUGAGGAACUUGGAACUGAACGACUGCAUGAUCGCGAGCGUGAACGCGCGAGCGUUCGCCGAUAACGUGAAUCUCGAGCGCAUCUCGAUGGACGGCAAUCGAGAAUUGAAGGAACUACCAGUGCGUGUCUUAUACGGGGCUCGAUACCUCAGAUGGGUCUCGUUACGUCGAUGCAGCCUGGCGACAUUGCAACCAACGCAAUUUCCGGUCGACGGUCUGUCGCACCUGCGUGUCGGCGGCAAUCCUCUCGUGUGCAACUGCUCGGUCCACUGGCUGUGGAAUGUGAUUCGCGCCGAGGAGCGGCGCAACGAGACGCAGCUCGAACUGGACACCCACGACAUCGUCUGCAGCGAUGAGGAAUUCGCCGGCAAGACGCUGAUCGCUCUACCCGAGGGCUCCCUACGGUGUCGCUUGAGUCCAUUGUAUCUGUCAUUGUCGGCCGCCGGUUGUCUGGCGGCUGCCGCGACCGUGCUCGCCUUGAUCGCUCAUCUCACCCGGGCCAAGAGGAAGAGACGCUCGUCGCUGGCGUACGCCGCGCCGAACCGUCCCGAGUUCCUGGUCUACGUGGGUAGAAGCGACAACGGGUUGGACAAGAACGCCGAGUCGUACAGUCGCCGCUUGUUGGCCAGGAACAACGACGACAUGUCGUACGAUUCGCCGCGUGGCAAGACGGCGGUGGCCGCGUCGGCGACCGAAUGUAGCCCGCAGUCGCAGGACACGAACAUCUACGAGACGCCGCGGUACGCCCGGCCCGGGCAUCGCGACGUCGUCGAUCCUUCGUCCUUCGGGAAGCGGCCGAUGGAGGAAGGGGUGUACGCGGUGGCGGACGUGACCGAUCUGCGGGACGAGCCACCGGAAGUGCUAUCGCUUUAUCGCGCGCGCAGUCCUUCCACCAGAUCGAACGCUCUGCGGCGACUGGACUAUGGCUACGAUUACGAGUACGAUUACGAUUACGAGCCGGCACAUCAGUCGCCGCCGCCGCCACCGCCGCCCCCGCUUUCCGAGAAGCCGCACGUUGUCUUUGUGUGAGGGGGACGCUGUGGGUCCAGCUGUAGCUGUAAUUCGGGGAUAGUCUAGUCGUUAAGGCGAGCCGGAUGCGCCACCAACUCCUUAUCGCGGGCUUUUAACGGUCCAAAAUAUCUCGGGAUUACUGCCUCGACGACGUCCGACGUCUUGAUCGCUCGAGCGUCGCCCUGCGUAUGUGAUGAGAGGACUGCGAGUAUAUUGCUGGAAUGGCGCGGAAGAAAGAUUUACACUAUCCGAGCUUCACGGUCGUUAAAUUUACGCAACUUACGACAUCGCUUUGAAACGUUCGCUUCGGUGUUGUACACGCUACGUCUCAUCGCAUACGAGGACCAGCAAGCUGCAAGUUGUAUACACGGUUAAACGUUUGAGCAAUAGUAAUGUUCGUUCGAUCAGCACGAGAGGAAAAAGAGAGAAUAAGGGAGAGAAAGGAGAGAAGGAGGGAACGACGUUCCACCGCUGCUCCGAACAAUUUUAUACCGCGGUAAGACGCGAGGGUGGCGUCGAUGCAGGUGGACAUUACUUUCCACUUGGCGCUUGAAAAUGAUCGAUAUCCCAUCGCCGUCGGGAAAGCGGAUUAUCCUGAAAUUCUGUUACUCGAGCGCGAAUGUGCCGUGUUUUGUCCGUAAGAAACCGAGACUGGUUGCGGCGCGUCCGCUGAAAUUAUACCCCUAGGACAAACAGAAGCAACCGUGGAUGAGUGAAAAUGAAAUGUCUUCCGAGAUAGUUGCGUCGCUGCUAGAGAAAGAGAGGGAGGGAGAGAAAGGAAAAGAGUGAGAGAGCGAGAGAGAACGAGAGAAAGAGCCAGGAUGCAUUCUCACUGAGGGAACACAAUCCGACUUGGAAUGUAAAUUGUGCGGGAACGUAAGAGAGUACGUUAUGUUAGAACCGUGGACCGUGAAGAGAAAGAAGCAGAGAC